AUGGUUCGAAGAACACAUAAAAAGUCUCGAAAUGGCUGCAUUGAAUGCAAGCGCCGUCACAUGAAGUGUGAUGAGAAAAGACCCAUAUGCUCCAACUGUAUCAGCUCGCAGCGACACUGUGAGUUUUUGGAGGGUGUUCCUAGCGAACAGUCCUCUCGCAGCGUUAGAAGUGAAACUGCUACUGCAUCGCCCGCCGUUGCAUCACCGGCCGUGACCUCCUCGUCCGUCCAAGAGCCCAGCAAUAGUCCGGAAGAUGCUCCCGUUAAUAUGCUCCACGUGGAGCUUGUUCACAAUAUGUCCUCAGAAACUAUCAAAGGAUUCAAUCGUCCGUACAAUUUCUCUGGUAUCCCAUUCCAGGAUAUCUUGCGGUACGGCCUUAGUGCGCCAUAUCUUAUGAACGAGGUUCUAUCUCUGAGUGCUUUGCAUCUUAGCAUCAUCAGACCGGGACAGCGAGAUUUCUACCGACACCAUUCUACUCAACUACAGAAUUAUGCGCUGAGCUCAUUCAACAACUUAUCAGCACAAAUCAAUGACGAAAAUUACGUUUCGAUCUUUCUAUUCGCUGGUAUUUUGGGGCUGCACAUGCUCUGCGAGACACUAGUCUUUCGAGACAAUGAUUUUGAGAGUUUUCUUGACCAAUUUGUUCAAUACAUCGUGCUGCACCAUGGGGUACGCACUGUCGCCGGCGGCGGGAGAUGGCAACUUUUGCAACAAACAGCAUUGAGACCGCUCUUGGAACUCGGAGCUCGGAUUCCUUCGGCGAAUUCAAGUCUCGGUCCGGUUUGCCAGGCGCUUUUGGAUCGCAUCAAAGGUCUUGGUCACGACGAAACUACUGCAAGGACAUACCAACAGGCUAUCCAGGCCUUGCAAUCCGUCAUCACUGUGAUGGACAAUGAAACUCCAGGGAGCAACAGCGCAGAUAUUCUUAUUGCAUGGCCGGUGCUUGUCCCUCGCGAAUAUAUUGAUCUGAUUGCGCAGAGGAAGGGAGAGGCUUUGGUUAUCUUAGCGCAUUUCGGUGCCCUUGUUGAUACUCACAAACACUCUUGGGUAUUCUGUGAUGGUGGCAAGUAUCUGGUUGAUUCAAUCAGUCAGUAUCUUGGGCCCCAGUGGGAUGAAUGGCUCCGUUGGCCACGCCAAUCAUUGACGAUGGUACAUUCUGUACAAUAA
Penicillium samsonianum is the source of this 1167-nucleotide messenger RNA. RefSeq names its product Zn(II)2Cys6 transcription factor domain-containing protein. The record is from RefSeq and is a predicted model, not a curated record. Lineage: Eukaryota; Fungi; Ascomycota; Eurotiomycetes; Eurotiales; Aspergillaceae. Gene Ontology annotation, biological process: regulation of transcription by RNA polymerase II. Gene Ontology annotation, molecular function: zinc ion binding; DNA-binding transcription activator activity, RNA polymerase II-specific. The coding region runs from base 1 to 1167 and encodes 388 amino acids. The transcript has 2 exons.